This is a messenger RNA of Neogale vison (American mink), 1500 nucleotides long. Its product is annotated as basic proline-rich protein-like. NCBI's taxonomy places the organism in Eukaryota, Metazoa, Chordata, Mammalia, Carnivora, Mustelidae. Bases 1 to 1500 code for a protein of 499 amino acids. The record is from RefSeq and is a predicted model, not a curated record. The transcript is spliced from 2 exons.
AUGCCCAAGCGACUGCCCCCGCCUCGGGGGAAAUUCAGGCCAGGCUCAGGCUUCCCUCCCCAGCGUCAGCCGCGGCCAGGAAAACGCCCCUCCUCUCAGACCACCUGCUUCAAGCCAGAACCGCCCAUUCCUCCCCAAGACGCCCAUUUACUACAAAGGCCGGCACAUCCCCAGCCUCCUCCCGGGGAGACCAUCUCUCCCCGGCUCUACCCGGGCCCGGUGCGCGACGGGCACCUCACCUGGCUCUCGCCCGCUGAGGCCCUCCCGCCCCCGGCCCCCCACACUUGCCCCGCGGUGGGGGAGGGGCGCGCCCGCGAACCCGGGGCCCCGCGGGUGGGUCCGCGUGCCUGCCGCGCGCGGCUGACAAAGAGCGGGGCCGCGCCAUGCGGACGCGCGACCGGGGGCCGAGCGGGCGCCCAGGCCCGCGGCAGAGACCUGGGGCCGGGAAGCGCCUUCCCCAGUCGGGCCCUGGCCGCUCCCGCAGAUGUCUCGCCCGUCCCGAGAGGGCUGGGCGUCCCAUCUUCCCGGAGAACACGCCUCCCUCCGGCCCGGGCAGCGCCCGCCGCGGGGAGACCCCCGCCCCGCGCGCUCGGCGCUCCCCCGCCCGGGCCGCUGGGGCUGCAGGUGCGAGGCCCGGGCGUCCGCGAUGCCCGCGCCUGUCAAGCCGCCUCCCCGCUGCCGCCGGCCACCCGGACUCGGGCGCGGCCGCCCCGCGCCAUCCAGCACCGCGCCCCGCCGCCGCCGCGCACCCGGUGGACAGGCAGGGAGCCUGCAGCCAGCCCCGCGCCCCGCGCCUUACCCUGGGAGCCGGAGCAGGGGAGAACGGCCGGCGGCAGCAGCAAAGGCGGCGGCGGCGGCGGGGCGCGCCCCGGGCUGGAGCGCAGAGGAGCCGAGGGGAGCGGCUCCCACAAUGGCCGAGCUCGCGGCGCCGAGCCCCCCGCCCCCCGCGCCCUAGCGGCAGCGGCUGAAGCGGAGCCGGCGCAGCCGCCCAACCCGCUCCCCCACCCUCGGCGCCGACGCCGCCCCCCGCCCCUCGAUGCGCGCUCCCCCCGCCCCGCACCCCACCCGCGGCCGCUGCCUCGCUCCCCGCGCGCCCCUGCCCGGCCGCAGCCCGGCGCCCCACCCCGCACUGCCCCCCGCGCCCUCCCUCUGGGUCCCUACCCCCCGCAACUCCUCCCGUGCGGCCACCGGGUUCCCAGGCCAAUUCACACCCCCACAUUCCCCGCCCCGUGCUCCCGCGCCCUCUCCGUCCUGGCCCCGCGGCCGCUCGCUGACCCGGGCCUGGCUCAUCCGCCCGUCUCACCGCCGGUCCCCGAGUCGCUGUCCCAGGCUGCCGGGCCGUCUCUCAGCCCGGACCUGGUUCUUAAACGGCCCAUUCCCCGGCCUGCCCCUCCUUUGCCCGCUUUCCCCAGACCCACAUUCUUUCCCUGUUCCUGGGGCUUCUGCUUCCGCUCGGGAGAGCGCCCGAGCCGGUCCACAUACCCGCUGGGCUUCUGGUAG